AUGGACGCCACUGCGUCGUCCUCGCCUGGUGAGGACCCCGUCCAGAAGUUCAAGAAACUCCCCUUGGCAGAGCGCGUUUUACACAAACACUGGAAGGUCCGAGAGGCUGCCUGUCGCGAACUCACCGAUAAGUUCUCUGCUGCGAGCGAAGACGCUAAGAUAUAUGCUGACUUCUUUCCCGCCCUGGGAAAGAUCGUGCGCGACUCCAAUGCGCCAGCUCAACUUGUUGGCUUUGAUGCGCUUUCGAAAUUCGCUGAUACCGCACCACCAAAUCUUGUCAGAAAGGCGGCGGGCGAUGUCGUUAAGGGCAUUGCGGAGAAGGGUUUGGCUGGCAGAUUACAAAACAAAAUGAAUGCUGUCGAAACUUUUUUAACCUUUGUUGGAGCUGAUGCUGGUGAUGUUGCAGUAGCAGCAAUGGCGACUGCUGGCUUUUCGCAUCGCACGCCAAAGGUGGUUGCCGCGGCUAUCGACGCAGUCUCUAAAGCUCUCAAUGCGUUUGGAAAGAGGUAUGUACCUCUUAAAGUUGUUGCGGAGAAGCUACCUCCCCUUUUUGGACACUCGCAAGAAAUCGUGCGAAAUGCUGCGAAAGGCCUCGCAAUUGAAAUGCAUCGAUGGGUAGGUGAUGAUGCAAAGGUGGUGACUAAAGGCGCAAAGGAAGUCACAUUGAAGGAACUUGACGCCGCGUUUGCUAAGCACGCAGGCCAAGGCAAGCCUGAACCCACUCGUCUUACUCGAUCAAUGCGGAAACGAGUCAGAGAGGGCGAUGGCGAUGUUGACGACGGUGACGAAGACGACGGUUUUGGACUUGGCGAGCCGGAGAGUGAAGAGCCAGAAGCCGAACUUGAAAUUAAUCUCAUCGAAAAGCUCGCCAAAGUCAAGGUUUUGAUUGAAGAAGGGGUCACAAAGGACUGGUAUACUGCUGUAGAUUCGAAGAAGUGGAAAGCUCGCAAGACUGCGAUGGAUGAGGCUGUCGAAAUUGUAGGGCAGGCUAAGCUAACCCCAGUCAACCACCAGGAUGUUUUAACGCGGUUGCGGAAGAUUAUCGCAAAGGAUACGAACGUCAACGUUGUGGCCUCAGCUGCGAAUUUGUUGCAAGCAAUGUGCAACGGGCUACGGAAAAACUUUCCGGCGGGCGCGGCGAAGGCUCUUACUGUAGACUUGUUUGGGCGCCUCAAGGAAAAGAAUCGUAUUAUGGUCGAUUCUGUUACUAAAGCUCUUGAUGCGCUGCAUUUGAAAAAAUGUAUUCGAAUAGUGGAACUGCAAGAGGAAAUAGCCGCCGUGGCCUCACACAAAACCCCGAAGGCUCGGUGUGAGGCACUUCUGUGGUUGGGGCGCAGUCUUCGGCAAGGGACAGCUGGCGCAGAUCUCAAAGGGGCACCCCUCAAGUCUUUUGGAGGCCUUUUCGUGAAAGGGACAGAAGACUCGUCACCGGAAGUUAGAGAUGCAGCACUUGGAGGGCUCGCAUCACUCCAGAAACUUGUCGGGGAGAAAAAUAUGGCCGUUUACCUAGAAAAACUGGACAAGAAGCGCAAAGACAAAGUUGCAGCAAUCGCUACCGAGCUACCGGACGUGAGAAAGGUCGUGUCGAGUGAACCAAAGAAACAAGCGAGAGCGAAAGGGAGCACCUCGGCCUCAGUAUCGCAGGUGCUACCAGCAACGAGAGCUGUGAAGCAAAAGCACAUUGCGUCGAGCACAUCAGCCACAUCUCCAAAGAAAAGGCCAUCCCCCUCAAGAGGAGCCGUGCCGCCCAAGCAACCAGAGCCUACACCAUACGAGAGCGAUGAUGAGGGAGAGAUAUUGCAGAGCCCAGAAAGCGCUCUUGACUUGGCUGUCGAAAGGUUCGAAGAGUUUGAAAAGGCGAAUUGGAGUAGUAAGAGCUUCAAAGCAAGAGUAGCAUGCAUGGCAAUGGUGAAUGGCAGUCUCUUUGGGAAGGACUCUUUCACGGAAGAAGAUGUUUUUUUCGCAUUAGGGCUUCUGUCCUGCGCUCCUGGCCUUGGGGAUACUAAUUUUAUGGCACUGAAGCCCAAACUGGAGCUAUUCGGGAUGGUCGCAACUAGAUGCCCAAUACCACUUCCGCGGAAGACCUUGAGACCUCUAUUAUUGCAAACAGCCGAGAAAUUUGGCGAUAUUAAAUCGUCAAAGGUGGUUGGCGAGAUAAUGAUGUCCUACGCGGAGGUGACGAGCCCGCGUUAUUUGUGCGAGAUUCUUGCACAAACUGUCACGGAAACUAAGAACAACAGGGCUGUGAUUGCGAUUUUAAAGUUUUUGGGUCGUUUGGUGGAAGACUUUGGCAUUCCAGUGGUACCAGAACAGACAGUGGCAACUGUCACUGCGGCAACUCUAGGUAAUGCCGCGCCAGCCGCACGCAACGCUGCUCUGACCCUUGCUUGUAGGACGUCAAUACGGAUGAAACCAGAAGCGUUCCGAAAGAAGUUGUUGGAUCACGACACAACCGAGGAGUGUCUUGAAUUGUUUGACGUAGAGCUGCAAAAGUACGGCCAAGAGCCAGAUCCCCCCACCCGAAAGAAGAAGUUCGGAAACAACGAUGUACAAAGCAAAAGCAGUGGAGAUUUGGAAGUAAUUGCCACUAGCCCUCCGCGGACGAAGGGAGACGUUUUACCAGAGGAAGCUGCGAGAACCCUCGAAUCGUCGGCCGCGGCGGUACCCACUCCUGAACCAGCCCCCCCACAGGAGCGGGUUUCUCUCUCUGAAGAGUUUGCUCCAGGAUCGCGUCUUUUCCUAGACUUGAAGAACUCCAAUUGGAAGAAGCGGCAGGAUGCGUUAGCUGCAGUUGAUAGGAUCAUUAACUCCGGAAAUGAUUUUAUCAAGCCAGACAUAGGGAUGGAGAUAAUCAACGCUUUACGGGCGCGCCUAAGCGACAGCAAUAGGAACCUAGCUGUUGCUGCAUACAAUGUACUGGGCCGCUUGGUUUUGGCAAUGGGAACCCCCGGUGUUGUGCACUUCAAAGUUUUUGCCCCAACGGUUCUGAGCCAAGGAUGCGUUGACAUUAAGAGAGGUAUUCGUGACGCCGCCACGAAAGUUGUGCGGAAUUGGUUUGAAUUGUUCGGCCUUGAGGCACUGGUACCCUAUUGUCAUUUACCCUUGGCUUCCCUGAACUCCGCGUUCCGCAAGGAAUUUCUGGAAUGGCUCAUACCUUGUCUGCAAGGAGAAAUAGGAUCAUUCGAUGCCGGCAGGGAGGAUUUAUCUCCACUCAUUGACUCAUGCUUCGCAUGUCUGCGAGACCGUACUACUGAAGUGCGGCAUUUGGCGGACCUCAUGUUGGAGCAAGUUGUAAGGAGUGUUGGGAUCGGAGCAAUUGACAUGAAGUUGCUAUCCAUGACAAAAGCGGCACGAAAUCAAAUUGAUCCUGUCCUAGAGAAGUAUCGAGCUUCAGCUCCGAAAGCAGCGGGAACGUCAGCACCUCCUCCGGAGCGAUCAGGGAUUCCCGUUACGCCGAGAUCUGCUCGCGAACGACCUCGUUCCAUGGCCUUACCUCGCACCCCAGCAAGCAGAAGGGGAGGGCCAUUUGCUGCAGAUUUCUCAACUCCAGCAGGGACUCCUUCAAGGCGAAAACGACCUGCUAGUGCACGUGCUUCCCCGGUAGUACCCCCAUUCAGAGAGUUGGAACAACAAGAAAGGGACGAGACUCCAGUUAUUGUUCAAAACGAUGGGCGAGACGUUCGAGCUCAACGUUUUCUCAAGAAGAGACGUCGUUUUAUUCAGGAACUAAACGAAGCUGAUCCAUCGGGUGACAUACAACCUCUCAUAAGUGAAGAUGUCGAGGACUUAAUGGAAGACCUCACCGAGUGCUGUUCUCCGUAUUUGUGCACCAAACUCACUGCUCCAUCAAAUCGGUUCCGGAUGCAUGUCGAAGCGAUCGAGGUCGUGUCUUCUUAUCUUGACGUUCAUCCAGAAUCGUUGUUGUAUGCUGCCGAUGUUCUUUUGCGAUGGUCUGCAUGCAGGAUAGAAGAUUCCCGUACACCUCCAACCGUUCUUGUCAAACUGGCUGUCUUUGUCUCAAACAUCUGUGAGGUCCUAAUGUCUUCUGGAACGACUAUCGGGGAAUACGAGGCCUGCGCUAUACUUCCACCAAUUGUCGACAAGUGCGGAAGCAAUCGAGAAUCAAUUCGCGUAGCUAUGAGGAGUUGUCUGUUGUCCAUCGGCGAUGUGGUUAGUGAUGAAGUAUUUCUUGUCCUUCUAACAUCCUGCUUACGCUACCCAGUUAGUCCCAGAGCACAUAAUGCAGUUGGAAAUGAGAUUUGCCGACUAAUAGAAAAACGAUGCACCUCAGGUGCUGGUAUGCCAGCGGGAGUACUUCCUACUAUCGGAAAGGUUGCCGGGAGCGAAGACGAGGGGGCAGGAAGGGCAGCGGCUGUCUGCUUGGAUCGUGCACAUGAAUUUUUCGGAGACGACCUUUGGGAACUAGUCGGAGGGCUGACAGAAACUGAAGCCGGGCUGCUGGAGGGGAGGCUGAAAGCUGUUCCAGGCGGCUCGAAAGAAGAAGUGCAGGCUCCGAAAGCAGGUGAAAUAUCUAGAGUUGCAGAUGAACCUACGGAUGGCGUAUCUCACGCCCAGAAGAAUGUGGUGCAGCGACCCAUGUCGAUUGUUCCAAGCGACAUUCGUAGUGAAGACUUCAGACUGUCAGUUGCCCCUGCGCCUCCGAAUAGUGUAAUAACCUCUAUUAGCGACUCACUUAACACAGCCACACCAAGGAAGACGUGUAAUCAAAGCGCGGAUUCGGUGCCAGCAACUCCAGGGCUUCCUAUGAAGCAACGUCGUAUUGUGCAAGACUCUGAGAAAGAGAAUCUAGUGGCUGACAUCCUCGCUCGUUUGCAAAGUCAUGAUCGCGACUUGCAGCUAUCUGGUCUGGCAUCAAUUUUUGAUGACCUGAGGCGCGAAGGAAAUUUAUUAACGUACACAGGUAGCUCGGCCUUGCUCCUUCAGUUGGUCAAGUGUUUCACAGAGACUCUGGGUCGACUCGAAAAUGGUGCAGCCGAGGAAGACGACCCGGCUGUUCUGAAGUCGUUUUUGAAGGGUGUCAUCAGGUUCGCGCGAGAGCCUGAACUUCUCCGCAAACUCGACCAGUCUUCCGUGGAGAGCUUGCUUGCUGAUGCACUCAAUGCUAUGCUUCCACAAGCUGUUGUCGGCGUAGAAGACUGGGAUCAAGUGAGGCGAGGGGUUAAUUUAAUGAUUGUCAAAGUGCUGGAGUCAUGUAAUCAGAAUUUGCUAUACACUGCCAUGAUUAACCUUCUACUCGAGAACAUCAAGGAAAUGCAGCAGCACUCGGGGUCUGCACGGAUGUCACCUUCAUUGGCAAAGUCGUCCAUAUGUAUCAAGUCGAUCGCGAAAGUAUCGAAGCGGGGGUUCGCAGAUUGUAGGAUGGACGCGCUACUCAGAGAUAUUCAUCUAUUUUUAGUUGCAAAUCCUGUGCGCCGAGAUGGAAAACCAUCCGCGGAAGACCAAACCUUUGCGAUGCGGUUGUUGAAGACGGUUGUGAAUGCGAUAAUUGACGAAAUGGGAAAGGAUAUUCGUUCCCAUCUCAGUUUAAUUCCCCAUGCGGAAGGUUCACAGUUGGUUCACUACAUUGAUAUGACUCUAGGUGGCCGGGAUGAAUCUUUAGAAAGCAGUGAAGCUGCACAGCAACUUGGGUCGCUGGGUGAUCGAAAGGACAGCGGAGCUGUGAUCACAUGGUGUCUUUCGAACAUCGACAAGGGUAUGAGGUCAGAUUCAGUUCUACGGCAAUUACAAAAUGAGCUUGAAGGAAGCGGUGUUAUUGCGUUGGAUGCGCACUUGGCACAGUACGAUCAAGACAUGCAGGUCUUUGUCAGGAACGGAUUGGAUAGAUUGAGUCGCGAGGAGUCUCAAAGGGACAUUGUAAGUAGACCCGACGGAGGAACAUCGCAACAAGCCUUUGGCAACGGCUACAGGGAUGCUUCGGUUCCAAUUCGUCGCUCCAUUCCGGGGGCGAUGGAAGACAUGGAAAUGCCGUCCGCUGGUGACAUUUCAGGGCAUAGCGCUGGGCAGGUAUAUCUUAAACGGCUCCAGGAAAUACAGUUACGUUACGGUCUGCAAACAGGAGAUCGUACUCAGAUGGAUGGUGUUGCAGGAACGGAAAAGGAAAACGGAACUGUGGAGAGAGUACUGUCUGCGGAAGACACAAGGGACAAGGCAUCGACGUUGCGGGAACGUAUGGCGCGGAUACGGCAGUUGCAAAGUUCUUCCAAAGACUGA
Messenger RNA from Chondrus crispus (carragheen), 6231 nucleotides. RefSeq lists its product as hypothetical. Gene Ontology annotation, molecular function: microtubule plus end polymerase activity; microtubule plus-end binding. Gene Ontology annotation, biological process: microtubule polymerization; mitotic spindle organization; establishment or maintenance of microtubule cytoskeleton polarity. Bases 1 to 6231 code for a protein of 2076 amino acids. NCBI's taxonomy places the organism in Eukaryota, Rhodophyta, Florideophyceae, Gigartinales, Gigartinaceae. The record is from RefSeq and is a predicted model, not a curated record. The transcript has a single exon. Gene Ontology annotation, cellular component: centrosome; kinetochore; spindle pole.